CAUGGAUAAGAAGAGAAUGCUUUCCCUGGGACUUGUAUCAAUAUUGCUUCUUCUAGUCAGCCUAGAACAAAAUGUGACCCCUUACUCACUGGAUAACUGUGAGAUCCAUGACAAUGCAGAAAACGAAACGAAAGUUUUGUGCUACCACAGAAACCUGAGUGAAGUCCCAGCUCAUCUGCCAAGCAAACUUUUUUUCCUGGAUUUGUCUGAGAACAGAAUUGCAAGUCUGAGGAAGAACAGCUUCAGCAAUCUGAUUCGCAUGCAUGUUCUGAAUAUAUCUCAGAACCAAAUUCAUCACAUUGAAGAAGGUACUUUCACCAACACAGGUCAAUUGGAGAUUUUGAACCUCACCGAGAAUCAGCUCCACCUUAUCUCCAGUCUCAUGUUUGCUGGGCUCACAAACAUCUCUACCCUGCUGCUUGGUAACAAUCAAAUAGACAAGAUCGAGACAUCUGCCUUUGUCCAUUUGGAGAAAUUAAAGGUAAUUGAUCUAUCUUCAAACAGAUUGCAUGCCCUGAAUGCCAUGGACGCUAUGUUUAACAUGGACUCUUUGGAGAAGUUGCACAUCAAGGACAAUGACUUGCAAAACUUCUCAACAAAAGAGAUUGUGAGUGUACCUCUGAUGCUUCAUGAACUGGAUGCAUCCCAUAACCCAAUUUCUUUCCUUGAUGUUUCAACUCCAGUUUUAUUGCAAGAACUAGAUCUUGGGGAGAAUACUUUGAAAAUGAUCAAGGGACCUUUCUCAGCAAGUCUGCAGAUGCUGAAAACUUUGAUACUGAGGCAAAAUAAAAUGGAUCAUAUAAACAAAGGAAUUUUUAGGAAUCUUGCAUCUCUGCAGCUCCUUAAUCUGGCAGAUAAUCAGAUUGUCACAAUAAAACCAGGAGCCUUUGAAGGUUUGAGUAACCUGCAGUCUCUUAUUCUUGGAAGCAACAAGAUCACCAAGGAGACUUUUCACAAAGGCGUCUUUCAAGGUGCAAGCUCUUUGGAAGACCUUGAACUAUUUAACAAUUACAUGAGUUAUGAAUCUUCUCAAAAACUUGCCUAUCCACCUUUUUACCUUUUAAAGUCAUUAAAGAAACUACAAAUAAACAGCCAACGUCAUGAUGGACUUCAGAAUUUUCCAGUUAAUUUCCUGAAAGGGUUAGAGUCCAUUAUACAAAUUCAUGCAGGCAACCUAGCUAUCUCUUCUUUGGAUUCAGAUACUUUUAAGUAUACACCUACUCUUCAAGAACUUGAUUUGAGCAACAACAAUCUUAACUCCAUUAACGCCACACUGUUUGUGCCUUUAUCAAACCUGAAAGAACUCCAUCUCAACAAAAAUGGACUAAAUUCCCUCAGCUUUGUUUCUCAAGUAAACUUUUCGAGGCUGACGCUUUUAAGAUUAGCUGGGAACCAAAUAGACAUUAUCACAAGAGAGCAAAUAAAGGCUUUGUCUCAACUCCUUUUUCUAGAUCUCAGGAACAAUCCUUUCACCUGUUGCUGCAGUAACCAAGACUUCCUCAGAUGGUCACCAAUGAAUCCUAAAACUCAGGUCCUCCAUUUCUCUGAUUACACCUGUGCCUCCCCUCCUGCCUAUAAAGAGAAGAAACUGCGGACCUUCAAGACAUCCUCUUGCACUGCUAACCAUGACUUUAUCCUGUAUAUUAUCAACACAGCUGCAAUCAUUUUACUGAUGCUUGUUAGCUUCUGUUGUCAGUGGAGAUGGCACAUGGUCUACACUUACCAUCUAUUGCUUGCAUAUUUUAUUGACAAGAAGCAAAAAAGGAAGGGUCAAGAUAUGGAGUACAAUUACGAUGCUUUUGUUUCCUACAACACUUGUGAUGAAAAAUGGGUGAUGAAUUACCUCCUGCCAGUGCUAGAAAACCAGUAUAGUUGGAAGCUCUGUCUCCAUCACCGAGACUUUGAGCCAGGGCGAUUCAUUCUGGAAAACAUCGUGGACAACAUCUAUAGUAGCCGAAAGACCAUCUGUGUAAUAAGUCGCCACUACCUAGAAAGUGAGUGGUGCUCCAAGGAGAUCCAGGUGGCAAGCUUUCGCAUCUUCGAUCAGCACAAGGAUGUCUUGAUCCUCAUUUUCCUGGAGGACAUUCCCUGUGAGUAUCUGUCACCCUAUCACAGGAUGAGAAGACUGAUAAAGAAGAAAACUUACCUCAAAUGGCCCCAGGAAGAGCGGGAAAUCCCACUGUUUUGGCAUAAGCUUAAUACGGCAAUGAAAACUGGGGAAGAAAAAGAAGAGGAGCAUCCUAUUGUGGCUGGAAUUGUUUCUGAUGAAAUUCUAUAAAGAUUUUAUUGGCAGAGGAGUUGGGUAGAGAAUAAGUGGUCCACCAGUGGCUGUUGGACUGUUGCCAGCAUCAGUCCCAGCUAAUAUAGCCAGUGGUGACCCCUGAUGGGAAUUAAUAGUCCAAAAAUAUUAAAGAUAUAAAAAAUGUUCACAAAUGUUCUUAUUCUCAAUUAAAAAGGUUAAACAGGGUCAAUUGCCAUAAGAUUUAUUUUAAGUGCACUUUUAUUACGUUUUUGUGCAGAAACAGUAUAUUCUGUACAAAAAUGAAAGCCUUUCUGAGCAAAUGAGAUUUCUCACUAAAUUGUCUCCAAAAUGAAAACUCAGUCAAAAGUGUUUAGAAUCUUGCUCAGAAGAGAGGCAACUUUUGAAAAUCCUUGUUCUUGCAUUUAAGCAUGAAAUAAGCAAAAAUUAACAUCCUGACUAGACACUCUCAAUUCCUGAUCCACAGUAUCUUUGAUCUUCACAAUACUAUAUACUGUAUAUGAGCAUUAGGAAGACACCACUUCAACAAUCACUGAUAACCAUAAGUGCUGUCUGAUUCUAUCAGAUAUCUUUGAUAAGGCUAAUUCUAGUGGAGGCUUUUACUUCAUGAAAAAAACAGAUGCAAGAAUAUAUUGUUAACAAAUUUGUCUUGAAAUGCAACACUCUUAUUGAUUUGCUUUCUGUGGCAUACUGAACACAUACAAAUUGAAUAUGGGGUUUUCCUUUUGAUAUUUUGCUUCAUCACAUACUUCAAGUGAAGGUCAUUAAAAGACCUAGAAGCAAAACUUUAAAGCUGUUUCUCUGCAUCUUUAUGUGGAAGAUCUUACACUUGAUAAGUGUGCAGAAUGCACUUCUCUACAGAUUCACCUAGAAGCAAUA
This is a messenger RNA of Anolis sagrei ordinatus, 3139 nucleotides long. Its product is annotated as toll-like receptor 13. Gene Ontology annotation, cellular component: plasma membrane. Lineage: Eukaryota; Metazoa; Chordata; Lepidosauria; Squamata; Anolidae. Gene Ontology annotation, biological process: inflammatory response; immune response; toll-like receptor signaling pathway. The record is from RefSeq and is a predicted model, not a curated record. Gene Ontology annotation, molecular function: transmembrane signaling receptor activity; protein binding.